Molecule: messenger RNA, 968 nt
Organism: Triticum urartu
Lineage: Eukaryota; Viridiplantae; Streptophyta; Magnoliopsida; Poales; Poaceae
Source: RefSeq, a predicted model, not a curated record
AUGCGACGCCGGGCGUCACGUGCCGUCGCGGAACAUGAGCUUUCGCUGCUGCCGCCCCGGUCCAUGAUUGACUGGUGCAACGCGAUGCGGACGGCGAUCUCCUCCAUGUCGUCGUCGGCAUCGGAUCCGCCACCGGAUGCAGCGCUGUUGCUGUCGCUCACCAUAGAUCGUACGUGGACGGACGCGUACGCACCCAGCACGCACUACAGCCAAAUACACACACGCGUCACAGCAGCGAAACACCAACUACUCAAUAGAAAAACCAUGGCCUCUGCCGCGCCCUUCUUCGUCCUCCUCGCCCUGGCCACCAUGCAGCCGCAGACCGCGUCGUCUGAGAAGGAGACGCACCUCAAGGUGUAUUGGCAUGACGUGCUGAGCGGACCGGACCCGACGGCGGUGCGGGUAGCGCGCGCGGCCACGACUAACACCUCCAAGGCAGCCUUCGGCCUCGUGAGUGUCAUCGACGACCCGCUCACCGAGGGCCCCGGCCUCAACUCGUCCAGGCUCAUGGGCCGCGCCCAGGGCACCUACAUCGCCGCCGGCAAGGACCAGGUCGCGCUGCUCGUGAACAUGAACUUCGUCUUCACGGCCAGAAAGUACAACGGCAGCAGCGUCGUCAUUAUGGGUCGCAACGCUGUGUUCAACAAGGUCCGUGAGAUCGCUGUCAUCGGUGGUACAGGCAUUUUCAGGUGGGCCCGCGGGUACGCGCAGGCCAGGACGCACACCUUGGACCUCAAGACCGGCGACGCCGCCGUCGAGUACAACGUAUUCAUCAGGCACUAGUCUCCGACCGCGGUCAAAUUUUAUGAGGACUUUUGUAUACUCAAGCUACAAGAAUAAAUUUACUUAUAUGCGUUAUUUUCAGAAAACUUUUCUCGUGAUUCGUGUGGUGUCAGUUAUAUGGAUGGUAUUGCUGCUUAUUUAUUUAGAGCAUCUACAGUCCGACUUAAUAAAUCUGGUCCUAAACA